AUGGCGCCGGCGGCGCGGGAUGCCGAGCUGGGGGCCGAGCUGGGCGAGAGAGGCGCCUUGAUGGAGCAACAGACCCUGCUCUCCGACGGCGGCGAGCGGCCCGCGGCCGCGGGGCACCCAUGGUUGCACCGCACGCCCUGCGCCCUGGCCUCGGUGAUGGUGGCGAUCAGCUGCACGCUGGUAGCAAUGGCUUGGGCUUGUUUGCGUGGAGCAGCUCCGGUGCCGCAAGCUGACCACGUUGCUGCUCUUCGAAUUUUAUCUACCAAGGCCUCAGGCGUGGCUACCAAGACCGAUGGCGACACCAAGUGGGUCUUGUUCCCUCAGGAGGAGGAGCGUUCAGCAAUGGCCCUUCCGCAGUGGCUCCAGUUCGGCAGCCCCGCAGAUGACGAGCAGGCAAAGCCGGCAGAGCUGGCAGAACCAGCGGAGCCGGCAGAGUUGGCAGAUCUGGCCGCUGGACCGCCCGCCCCCCCCGGCUUCGAGUUCCU
Molecule: messenger RNA, 485 nt
Organism: Prorocentrum cordatum
Lineage: Eukaryota; Dinophyceae; Prorocentrales; Prorocentraceae
Source: the annotation of a GenBank genome assembly